Mastomys coucha (southern multimammate mouse) is the source of this 943-nucleotide messenger RNA. Its product is annotated as olfactory receptor 4K14-like. Gene Ontology annotation, cellular component: membrane. The coding region runs from base 4 to 942 and encodes 312 amino acids. The record is from RefSeq and is a predicted model, not a curated record. The transcript has 2 exons. Gene Ontology annotation, biological process: G protein-coupled receptor signaling pathway. Lineage: Eukaryota; Metazoa; Chordata; Mammalia; Rodentia; Muridae. Gene Ontology annotation, molecular function: G protein-coupled receptor activity; olfactory receptor activity.
AAAAUGGAUGGAGACAAUCACACUGUUGUGUCAGAAUUUGUACUCUGUGGACUUGCCAACUCAAAGAAUCUCCAGGUGUUACUCUUUCUGAUAUUCUUAAUACUUUAUCUACUCAUCAUAUCUGGAAAUAUUGUCAUCCAAAUCUUAAUAACCACUGACCCCCAUCUGCAUUCUCCUAUGUACUUCUUGCUGGCCAACCUGUCCUUUGUUGAUAUGUGGCUCUCCUCAAAUACCACUCCUAAGAUGAUCAUAGACUUUCUCAGGGACAACAAGACCAUUUCCUUUGCAGGAUGCAUGUCCCAGGUCUUUCUUUCCCAUUGCAUUGCUGGAGGAGAGAUGGUAUUGUUGGUGGUAAUGGCUUAUGACCGCUAUGUGGCCAUCUGCAAACCUCUCCACUACCUCACCAUCAUGAACCUGAAAAGAUGUACUGGGUUGGUGUUGACUUCUUGGACAAUUGGCUUUGCACAUGGUAUAAGCUACUUUUUAGUGGUUAUGAAGCUACCUUUCUGUGGUCCCAACAAGAUAGAUAGUUUCUUUUGUGACAUGCCACUGGUACUCAAGCUAGCCUGCAUGGAUUCCCAUGAUUUAAAUAGUUUAAUGAAUGCUGAAUGUGGGGUUUUGGCUGUAACCUGUUUUAUACUGUUGCUCAUUUCCUACACAUAUAUCCUCAUCACUGUUCGCCAGACUUCAAAAGCUGGAGCUUCUAAGGCUAUGUCCACAUGCACUGCACACAUCACAGUGGUAAUGAUCUUCUUUUUGCCCUGCUUCUUCAUCUAUGUGUUUCCCCUCAAUAUUACCUGGUUGGACAAAUUUCUUGCUGUAUUUUAUUCUGUUUUUACACCUCUCUUAAACCCAGCCAUUUAUACACUGAGAAAUAAAGAGAUGAAAAAUGCUAUGAAAAGGUUCAUUGGCAAAUUUCUGGGUCCAAAGGGAUAUUCCUAAU